GGAUUGCUGUGAUGAAGUUCAAGAACCCCCCAGUGAACAGCCUCAGCCUAGAGUUGCUGACGGAGCUCGUCAUCAGUCUGGAGAAACUGGAGAACGACAAGACCUUCCGAGGCGUCAUCUUAACUUCGGACAGCCCCGGGGUCUUCUCAGCUGGCCUGGACCUGAGGGAAAUGUGUGGGAGGAACCCAGCGCACUAUGCUGAGUACUGGAAGGCUGUGCAGGAGCUGUGGUUGCGGCUCUACCUGUCCAAUAUGGUGCUGAUUGCCGCCAUCAAUGGAGCCAGCCCUGCUGGAGGCUGCCUGAUCUCCCUUAGCUGUGACUACCGGGUCCUGGCUGACAAUCCCAGAUAUGCCAUUGGGCUGAAUGAGACCCUGCUGGGCAUCGUCGCCCCUUUCUGGUUCAAAGAUACGCUUGUGAACACCAUUGGGCACCGUGCCGCAGAGCGUGCUCUGCAGCUGGGGUUGCUCUUCCCGCCAGCAGAGGCCCUCCAGGUCGGCAUAGUGGACAAGGUGGUGCCUGAGGACCAGGUGCAGAGCACAGCACUCUCAGUGAUGGGCAAGUGGCUGGCCAUUCCAGAUCACGCUCGACAGCUGACCAAGAACAUGAUGCGAAAGCCCACAGUAGACCGCUUGGUGAAACAGCGCGAUGCUGAUAUCAAGAACUUUGUCAGUUUUGUCUCCAGAGACGCCAUUCAGAAGUCCUUGCAAAUUUACUUAGAAAAGCUCAAACAAAGGAAAGGCUAACGGCUGGGCUGCCCACACAGGUUUUAGGCUUAUGCACCCUUCCAGGGGCACUCUGGUCCCAAGGGGGUUUAAACAAGGUAUUUUCCAAUUUAAAAAUCCUUUCAGCUCU
Messenger RNA from Myotis brandtii (Brandt's bat), 852 nucleotides. It is a transcript of the gene ECI1, whose product is annotated as enoyl-CoA delta isomerase 1. Gene Ontology annotation, molecular function: enoyl-CoA hydratase activity. Gene Ontology annotation, cellular component: mitochondrion. The record is from RefSeq and is a predicted model, not a curated record. Gene Ontology annotation, biological process: fatty acid beta-oxidation. NCBI's taxonomy places the organism in Eukaryota, Metazoa, Chordata, Mammalia, Chiroptera, Vespertilionidae. Bases 12 to 743 code for a protein of 243 amino acids. The transcript is spliced from 5 exons.